AUGCUCCUCUUCGCCUUUCUCCUGCUGACAUCUGCCCUGGCCAGCCAGAGACAUGGAGCCCAAGCGGAGUCCAAUCUGAGCGUCAAGCUGCAGUUCUCCAGCGCCAAGGAGCAAAAUGGAGUACAAGUUCCCCAGCAUGAGAAGAUUAUUACUGUGUCUACUAAUGGAAGUAUUCACAGUCCCAAGUUCCCACACGCUUACCCACGCAACACUGUACUGGUAUGGAGAUUAGUAGCAGUAGAGGAGAAUGUGUGGAUACAGCUUACUUUUGAUGAAAGAUUUGGGCUUGAGGACCCAGAAGAUGACAUAUGCAAGUAUGACUUUGUAGAAGUUGAAGAGCCGAGUGAUGGCACUAUUUUAGGGCGCUGGUGUGGUUCCAGUACUGUGCCAAGCAAACAAAUCUCCAAAGGAAACCAGAUCAGGAUAAGAUUUGUAUCCGAUGAAUAUUUUUCUUCUGAACCUGGAUUCUGCAUCCAUUAUACUCUCCUCAUGCCACACCAUACAGAAGCUGCCAGCCCAUCCAUGUUACCCCCAUCAGCUUUACCAUUAGAUUUACUAAACAAUGCUGUUGCUGGAUUUAGUACUGUAGAAGAACUUAUCCGAUAUCUGGAACCAGACAGGUGGCAACUGGACUUGGAAGAUCUGUACAGACCAACAUGGCAAAUCCUUGGAAAGGCAUAUAUUCGUGAGAGAAAAUCAAGAGUGGUGGAUCUGAACCUUCUAAAGGAGGAGGUGCGACUCUACAGCUGUACUCCUCGCAACUUCUCAGUGUCAUUGAGGGAGGAGCUGAAGCGAACUGACACCAUUUUCUGGCCACUAUGUCUAUUGGUUAAGCGUUGCGGUGGAAACUGUGCCUGCUGUCACCAUACUUGCAAUGAGUGCCAAUGCGUCCCAACCAAAGUCACCAAAAAAUACCACGAGGUUCUUCAGCUGAAGCCCAGGAGCGGUGUAAAGGGAUUGCAUAAAUCACUGACAGAUGUACCCCUGGAACACCAUGAGGAGUGUGCCUGUGUCUGCAAAGGGAAUACUGAAGGAUAA
Messenger RNA from Emys orbicularis (European pond turtle), 1038 nucleotides. RefSeq names its product platelet derived growth factor C (gene PDGFC). The coding region runs from base 1 to 1038 and encodes 345 amino acids. Gene Ontology annotation, molecular function: platelet-derived growth factor receptor binding; growth factor activity. The transcript has 6 exons. Gene Ontology annotation, cellular component: membrane. The record is from RefSeq and is a predicted model, not a curated record. NCBI's taxonomy places the organism in Eukaryota, Metazoa, Chordata, Testudines, Emydidae. Gene Ontology annotation, biological process: platelet-derived growth factor receptor signaling pathway; positive regulation of phosphatidylinositol 3-kinase/protein kinase B signal transduction; positive regulation of cell migration.